GCCCACUAACAAUACCACGACUUUGGAAUUUUGAGUUAGCCUUGUUAGGUGGCUCUGGUUGACUCUUUUGCAGAUUUGCGUUAGGUGCUUCGGGCUUGAGGCUGAAGCUUUGUUAUGAUUGUUUUUCGAAGGUUUCUUCUUCGGUCAAGUCUUUCUUCGAUGGAAAUCAGAUUUAUUUGAAGCUUUUCUCGUGCAGUAAUUAAAGGAAGAUAACUUGGAGGUGCUAUGGAUUUUUGGCAGGAUAGCCCUCUUUCACAUGUGGUUUCCUGGUGUAAGAAAAUCAUGCAUGUGAAACGCUGUGAAAGGAUUUAUCUGUCGCUUAUACCAAAGACUGAAUAUUUGUUUGAUUUAAGAGAUUCUAUGAAGGAAGAAAUGAUCAAAGAAUUAAUGGUUGGGACAACACGAACAAAGGAGUGUCGAGAAUGGCUGAUCAAGGUAAGAGAGUUUGAAAUUCGUGCAAAUGAAUUAAUAAAAUUUCAUGAGGAGACUCCAGACUCUUUGAGGCUUUACAUGAAGCAGCCACAUGCUGAUUUGAUGAAUAUUCUUGAUGAAAUUACCCAUCUUUUGGAGAGUUUUCCAUUGCAAGGGGCAACUAAAUCAAUGAGUUGUUCAAUGAAUGGGGGCAAGAGUUUUGGUCCUGCUGAAAGAACUGCAAAUGAUUACUUGAGGAGGAAAAUUGGAUUUAAAGGUCAGGCAUAUUUAGAAACUGGAACAUCUCAUGCUAUGGGAAAGGAUGCUGAAAAGAGGGAAGAGACGCUGCCUGAUAGAUAUGUUGAGAAUGAAACCUUAAUGGCAUCAUCAGCCCUUAAACCUGAGGAAAGCCAGCUCAUUGAAUCAGUGGAAUCUCAGUCGUUCAAGAUAAAAAAUGUAGAGCCAAUUACAACAUUCGGAUCAAUAGUUGGCAUGCGAUCUCCCAUAUCUGGUAAUUUUGAGGUGGUUAGCAAAAAAGCAUCUGCAGCAGUUAUAAAGUCUUUGUUGCCAACAGAUCAGAUCACUUCGUCUAGUAUAGACCCCAUGACAAAGCAUGAUAUGGCAUCUUCUUCACGAAAUGAAAUCUUACCAGCACAUGAAGAUGAGAUUGAGCUUAUUUCUUUUGAAGGAGAAAUGAAACCACUUUUGUCACCUAAAAUUCUGGGGACCAUGCAUGAUGAAAUUGAAGUAGUUUUUUCCAGUUAUGAAACAGAAUCAGAGGAUGGUUCAGAGGAAGCAAGGCAGGGGUCUUCAGUUGAACCUAAUAUUGGAAUGGGAGUGUCCACCUCUCUCCAAAGUCAUAUACCCACAGUAGAACCAGUUAGAGGAACAUCUUUAAGAAAAGAUGAAAUUCUACCUAUUGAUGAGACAAGGGAUCCUUGUCAAACUGAAGACACUCAGGGGAUCUUUGAACCAGAAGUAGUUGCCAAGACAACUGUUGAGUGCACUGUGUUGAAGAUCUUGGAACUUUUGAAUGAUUAUACAGUCAGAAGAAUCGGUGUUUAUGGCAUUGGAGGAGUUGGCAAGACUACCGUGCUGAAAGCCUUGAUCAAUUAUCCCAAGACAAAAGGCAUGUUUGAUUUGAUCAUUUGGGUGACAGUAUCAAAAUUUUGGAGUAUAAGAAAGAUGCAAUAUGAGGUUUUAAGGCAAUUAUCAACACAGAAUGAAGGUUUAGGGGAGUUAUCGUCAUCCCUUUCAAAGUCUGUCUCUGAAAUUAGCACAUAUUUGUUCCAAUAUUUGAAAGACAAGAAGUUUUUGCUUCUUUUGGAUGAUGUCUGGGAGAGGAUGGAUUUAGAGGCAGUUGGCAUACCUAAUCCUAGCUCAAGAAAUGGUUCUGCAUUGAUACUGGCAACCAGAAAAUUAGAGGUUUGUGGUGACAGGCACCCGAUUAAUGUGAUCAAAAUGGAAACUGUCUCUAAGGAAGAAGCCUGGGAAUUGUUUUGUGAACAAGUAGGUGGCAUUGUCAAUGCACGAGGUAUCCAGUCCUUUGCUCAAGGUAUUGUUGAGAGGUGUGGAGGUCUGCCUCUGCUGGUUAUUGUCACUGGAAGAGCUCUGUCAGGGGAGGAAGAUGUCUUUGCAUGGGAGCAAGCGUUCAAGCAAUUUUCAGGGCCUUAUAGAGAUAUGACAGAUUGUAAUGACAUGAUCCAACUUUUAAAAUUCAGUUUUGACCGAUUGAAGCUUCAUGAUAUACAGACUUGCUUUCUUCAUUGCGCAUUAUUUGCUGAAGAUGAAGAGGUUAAUAUUUCUGAAUUUGUAAAAUAUUGUAUCCAAGAAGGUUUGAUUGCUGGAAGUAUGGCUGAUGCAUAUAAGAGGGGCCAUGAUAUAGUAACUAUUCUUGAACGUGCCUUUUUGCUAGAAAGUACUAGCAAUCAUUCCAUCAAAAUGCAUGAUAUGAUGAGGGAUUUAGCACUGGCAAUCUUGUCACAGGAAGAAGGUAGUCAGUUUCUGUUGAGAGCUUACUCAAAAGCAUUAAAAUUAGGAAAUCAUUCAUUGCCCGGACCGCAAGAAAGCCCCCAGAGCAAUAGAUUGUUUAUUCCUAAUGAUCAUCAAUUCAUAUUGAGAGCUGGUUCAGGUCUGACCAAGCCACCUUCGGUGGAGGAAUGGAAAAAAUCUAAGAUGAUCUUUUUGAUGGACAAUAAGUUGUCUACUUUGCCUGAGAGGCCAAGUUGCCCUGGACUCUUGACACUGUUUCUUCAAAGUAAUUUCAGGCUGAGAGUUAUACCCAUGUCCUUCUUUGACUGCAUGCCCUGCUUGAAAGUGUUAAACUUAUCAAAGACCAGAAUAAAGUGUCUGCCAACAACAAUUUCUAAACUUAUAAACCUUGAAACUCUCAUUCUUUGUCAUUGUGAACGCCUAGUUACGCUUCCCUCUGAUAUUGGAUCCCUCAAACUUCUUCAGGUACUUGAUCUUAGAGGCACAGAGAUCAGCAUAUUACCUGAUGAGAUUGGUGAACUAGCCUCUUUGAGGUACUUGGAUGUAUGCUUCUAUGGAUCUGUCAACCGCAGUGAGUAUGUUAAAUUGCCACAUGGAUUGAUUUCUGGUGGGAUAAUAUCUAGGCUCCAUGCUUUAAACUCACUGGGCAUUAGUGUGUGCCCAGGAGAUGAGAGGUGGGAUAAGUGUGUCAAAUCUAUCACUUGUGAGGUGAGUAAAUUGAUGGAGUUAACUUCUCUCUCAUUUUAUUUCCCAGAAGUAGAGCUUCUUGAACUGUUCCUCCAAAGAAGCAUAGCCUGGAUUGACCAAUGCUUAACUGAGUAUAAAAUUGUGGUUGGCCGUGACAUCAAACGCAUUGUGUCACGGGUCCCACAUUAUGUGGAGCAUGACUAUGGUCUAAUGAGCCAAUGCUUGAGAUUUGUUAAUGGUGAGAAGAUACCUGAUGCAAUUGUUAAAGUACUAGCCUGUUGUUCUGCUUUCUAUUUGGAUCAUCACCUUGACAUAAGUAGCAUAUCAAAAUUUGGGAUUGGCAACAUCAAUAAAUUGAAAUACUGUAUAGUAAGUGAAUGUCCAGCAAUUAAAGCUAUUCUGGAUGGUGACAAAUUUACCGAGGUUGUUUUUCCAUACCUGGAGCGCUUAAGUAUCCACUAUUUGUGGAAUUUGGAAUACAUCUGGGAGGGUGUUGUUCCUGAAGGAAGCUUUGCUAUGCUACAAUCUCUGUAUGUGCAUGCAUGUCCAAAGUUGAAAUAUGUCUUCAAAAGCUCCAUGCUCCAAUUCAUUUCUAACUUAGAGGAGUUGAUAGUUGAUGAUUGUACAGCGAUUGAGAAAAUUAUAUUCAAUGAUAAGACCACUGAUUCGGGUCAGAUUUCCUACUCCAAUUGCAAAAGAUUAAGUCUUCACUACCUUCCAGCAUUAGAUAAUAUUGGGGAAGGUGCUUGGCCCUUGUGCGAACAUAUCAGUGUAUACAAUUGCCCUAAUUUGAGGAAGAUCAAUUUAGAUUCCAAGUUGAAACACACUCUGAAGGAGAUUAAAGGUGAGAAGGAUUGGUGGGAUGCAUUAGAUUGGAAGGAACCUGCUCUACGCAUGGAUUUUGAGGACCGAUUUGCUCCAGUUAGUGAGGAUGAUAUAUAAGAGGAGAUAGUAUCCAUAAUGUCUUCAUUUUUAACUGAAGACUUUGGAAGUUGGUGUUAAUUGUGAUGUGUAAGAAGCAAGAGUUAUUACCCAACAAACUAUAAACUGAGGCUGAACAGGAGCUGGUAUCACUUGGCAGUUCAUCUAAUCAUAGGAGUUAACUGCUCUGAAAUUUGUUCGGAACCUAAAAAUGUCAACUAGGCGAAUGCUACUGUCAUCUUGUAAAAAAUAAGAGUCACUUCUAAGGGAGCAAAUUUUUGAAUUCUUACCUGUAAAGAGAUUGCAGUGGUGAAUCAGCUCAGCACACAGUAGACACAGAGAAAGGUGAAAAUGGCUGUCCAUCCCUAACUGAUGCUGUUGGAAUGGUAAAGAAAACAGUCAGGAAUGGCGCUUUCUGGAACAUGGAUUGAUCUCUAUAAAACUGAAACUAGCAUUGCAGAGAAAGAAUUGCCUGCAAUAGCUUCUCUGGUCGGGUAAGUAGACGACAAGGCAGCAUGCUAACGUGGCUUAAUUUGUUGCAUCAGUGGAUUGACAGGAAGGCAAUGGUUGAAACAAUUAAGCAUUUUUGUUUCGAAGGAUCCUUGAUUGUUCUUUUCUCUUAGAAAUUUGCAUAUAUUUUCAUUUUGAACAAUUAUUCUAUACAUUGAUAUGGUGGAACUUUUAAAUUCCAUGAAUGAAUUUAGAUUAUCGAAA
Messenger RNA from Theobroma cacao (cacao), 4725 nucleotides. Its product is annotated as disease resistance protein RPS2-like. The record is from RefSeq and is a predicted model, not a curated record. Lineage: Eukaryota; Viridiplantae; Streptophyta; Magnoliopsida; Malvales; Malvaceae. Gene Ontology annotation, molecular function: ADP binding.